AUGACUUCUUUUCGUCUGUUAUUUGUCGGGUUGCCGAGGAGGUGCGGAGGUCUCGCGAGUGUCAUCGUCUGCGGCGUCGGGUCACUGUGCCGUUUUCUGAAAGCUCGAGACUGGAAUAUAGAUGUGGCCGAAAAGGCGUUAAAGGCCACAAUUGACUAUCGCCGAACAUUGCAACCUCUGGACGUUGAUUGUAAAUGGUGUCAUGAGCAACCUGGAUAUCAUUCAAUGAGACAAGUUGGAUUUGACGAAUUAGGAAGGCCAGUCAUUUAUUCCAGUUUUACGCAGACGACAGCACGAAAAAUCACAGUCGACGACUCGAUCAGACACGUGACUUACUUGAUCGAGAAUGCCAAACUUACCAUGAAGCCUGGAGUCACAACGUGGGUGUUCAUUAUUGACUGCACAGGCUUGAGUCUCCCACUGUGCAACCCACGUCUUGGCUAUGGCGUUACUCAGGUGAUGUCCAAUCAUUAUCCCGAGCGGCUUGGAAUGGUGAUCUGUCUUAAUCACAGUCCCGUCUUCCAGGGUGUAUGGAGAGCCAUUCAAGCCUUCUUACAUCCCACUACUGUGGCCAAAAUGCUCCUCGUUCGCUCUAGAAGUAAAGUGCAGCAGACGUUCUCCAAAUAUUUCUCUGAGGAGCUGACCAAUUGGCUUCUGGACGAAAUCAAGCUUAAUAAACAAAAGCCGCUCUCGAUGUCACAAAGAACGUUCUGGAACGAGCCGUCCGGUGAAGGUGUUCAUGAUCCCCGGGGUUGUCCAUCUUACGUGAAAGAUUUCGUCGAGCCUUACUCGGAAAAAAGUUUCGCCGCCAUUCGCGGCCUCCACAAACCCCACCCUACAGUUCUGGACAGUAUCAGGGAUGUUCUUCAUCCGGAAAGUAUAGCGACAAUCGACGGUGAUGAGAUGACAACGCCUGGGGCAGCUGAUGAUGAUGCAUCCAACAGCGAAGAUGAACAGUCUAUGUCUGAAAACUCACGCCAUGGUUUUUUAUCUGAUGAAACCCAUAAAUUCAUUCACGUAUUAAUAUCUAUCUAUCUAUCUAUCUAUCUAUCUAUCUAUCUAUCUAUCUCAUUCUGUUCAUAUCUAUCUAUCUAUCUAUCUAUCUAUCUAUCUAUCUAUCUAUCUAUCACAUCUUGUUCUUUUCUUUCUUUCUCUUUAUCUAUCUAUCUAUUUAUAUAUUUGUACAUAUUAUCUAUUCCUGUUCUUUCUUUCUUUUUAUCUAUCUAUCUAUCUAUCUAUCUAUCUAUCUAUCUAUCUAUCUAUCUAUCUAUCUAUUAG
Molecule: messenger RNA, 1278 nt
Organism: Acanthosepion pharaonis
Lineage: Eukaryota; Metazoa; Mollusca; Cephalopoda; Sepiida; Sepiidae
Source: the annotation of a GenBank genome assembly